Molecule: messenger RNA, 2631 nt
Organism: Aphis gossypii (cotton aphid)
Lineage: Eukaryota; Metazoa; Arthropoda; Insecta; Hemiptera; Aphididae
Product: sestrin homolog
Exons: 7
Coding region: 771-1925 (384 amino acids)
Biological process (GO): positive regulation of macroautophagy; cellular response to leucine starvation; cellular response to L-leucine
Cellular component (GO): nucleus
Molecular function (GO): L-leucine binding; oxidoreductase activity, acting on peroxide as acceptor
Source: RefSeq, a predicted model, not a curated record
GUGCACUAUGUCGUCGAUGUGGGUCGGUCGACGACGAGCGUCGUCGGGUCUUGCAGUUUUUUGUGCGAUCCCGACAACGUUUUUGUUUGUCCGCCGGCCCUCCCCCCGAAUUUCGAACCGGCCGCCGACGAAACCGUCACCCGACGGAUUUUUCCCGACCGCGACGAUUUUCGUGUUUCGACGGUUUGUCCGUGGACGUGUACCUCGUUCAAAUGUGUUACCCACGCACUCAAUGGGGGAAAAAAACCGUUUAACGCUAUUGGUUUUGACAAACAGUAGACUUACCGGAUGGGGGUACUUACUCAACAGAGUCGACUACUGAGACGUGUUGGUUUUGCAGAUACUUUUCAUUUCUGUGUUCUGUGUACUCGUGUAGCUUUUCUGUUUUUUUUCUCAUCCUUGUUGAUAGAAUGCGACGUUUGUCAGCAUUAGGCACUGCGAGUUGGACAACGCUGUUAACAAUUUAUCACUUCUAGUAUUUUUUCCUUACCACCAUUAUCAUGUUACACUCAAACUAUGAAUUAUGUUUUGAACUCACUUCAAUAUUAAUAUUAGAUGGUACCUAAUAGGUAGUCAAUAUCAUUGUUUAAAUUUAAUUUUAAAACCUAAUUCCCGUGAAUGGUAAAUCGUAUGUUGUUGAAUGAAAGUAUCUAUAUUACUUCUCAAUUUACACAUAAAAACAAAUCAGUAAAAUAAUUGCAGAGAUUGUAGUGGAUCAUGUAAUAUCAAAUGCUAACAAAGUUUAUGGUUUGGAUCACGUGACAAAUAUUAUGAAAUUUCAUAGCAAAUACCUCGAGGCUUUUUUGAAUUUGCAAGAAUUUAUAAUUUAUAGAGAAGGUCCGUUGCCUAUUCAAUAUCGGCACUACAUCGCUAUCAUGGCAGCUGGUCGGCACAAGUGCACGUAUCUUAUAAACUUUCAUAAAAAACAGUUUUUGGAACAUAAUGGUGAUCCUAGUUGGUUGCUUGGUCUCUCACAUGUGCCACGUAAACUUCGUAAUUUAUAUGAAAUCAACAAGAUUUUAGCACAUCGACCUUGGCUUGUAACAAAAGAAGAUAUCAAAAAAGUCGUCAAAGGUCCAAACUCAUGGUCAAUGUCAGAUUUAGGACAUGCUAUCAUACUGCUUGUUCAUUUUCAUAGUUUGUGUAGCUUUGUGUUUGCUUGCAACUUAAAUGAUGAAAUACCACGAGCAGUAAAAGUAUCUGGUGUUUACUUCAGACGUAGAAGCAAACCAUGCUUGAGAGGCUAUGCUGAUGAAAGCAUUAUAUCUGAUGAUGAAGGUCUUGAACCGAUAGUGGAACGAAUGAAAAAAUUAAGUGAGCCAGCCUCAGAACAAGAACGUAUACAAAGAUAUGAACUUGUUCAGAGUCAAUUAUGCGACAGUGACACUUCUGCUGAUAAUGGUUUGGAUCCAGAUGUUAAGCCAUUUGUUGAAGACUCUGGUUAUUCUUACUUAGAUUGCUCACGUCGACAAUUUGCUCAACAAUCUUCAUUUAUUCUGCAGGAAUUUUCUUGGGAUCAUCAUGGUUAUUCAUUAAUCAACCGUUUAUUUAAUGACAUUGGACUAAUAUUGGAUAAAAAGUUCCAAACCGCUUAUAACAUGACAUAUUAUACAAUGGGCGGUCGCCCUCAUAUUGAUACUUCAAGGUUCCGUAGAGCAAUUUGGAAUUAUAUUUAUUGUAUUUAUGGAAUGAGAAAUGAUGAUUAUGAUUAUGAAGAUGUCACACAGUUGCUUCGAUCUCAAUUGAGAGUAUAUGUCAAGACUGCUGCUUGUUACCCAGAACGUUUGAACAAAACAACCACUGAUAAUACACUUAAACAUUUUGAAUUAAGCGAAAAGAUUCACAUAAAUUUAAUGAUUAUGGAAGCACGAAUGCAGUCUGAACUUUUAUUUGUAUUGCGUGCUGUUAUGAACUACAUGUUAUGAUAUGCAGUAACCAUUUACGUAUAUAUUAUAUAUAUUUUUUAUAACAUGUUAUACAUUUUUUUUUUUGUUAUAAUUUAUCAACAUGUAUACAAUUUUGGUUAUACGAUUUAUACUUGAAGGGAAACCAUGAUUUGUUCUCAUAUUUUACUUUGCUUUACUUUUGUAUUAGCUUAAUUUAAUCUAUUUAUUUCGAUUCACAAUAUUUGCCGAUAUUUUCUAUAUUAUCAUUGUUUUUACAAAUUUGUAUUUUAUAUUAACUGAAUAUUCAAUAUUUUAUAGUUAUAUUUUAAUGUGAUACUUUAAUUUUAUACCGACAUUAUACCAUUUACAAAAAUAUAUAUAUAUAUAUAUUUAUCAACUAGUAUUGGAUACUAAUAUAAUUCAUAUUUUUAUACAAAUACUAAACUAUGGAACUCAACAUUGUUAUACAAUAUUUAUGUUCUGUUUUCAUUUAUACAUGUUUGUUUGUAUAUUUUAUUUUUAUUCUUGAAUAUAUAUAUAUUUUUUUUUUUUUUGGAAUUAGUACAAAUUUUAGAAAUGUUAAUCAAACUAAUAAUUGUUAUUUACCUACAAUUAAAAAACAAUUUAUACAUUUAAUAAAGUCAUGAACAAAUACAAAGUUUAAACAUUUAAUUAGUUUCAUCAUUAUUGGUAACCAAUACAUAUAUUUUUGAUGUGUUUAUUAAAAAAAAAAAAAUAUGAUGAC